GGUAAAUUCCAUUCCCUGUUUCGUUCGAGGUGUUUUCAAAUUCGAAUACCUUUCGUUCGGACUGUUUUGUUUUCGAACAUCUUUCAUUCGAAUCAAACCAAACGUCAAACCCACUUUGUUUAUGAAGGAGUGAAUAAUUUCCGCAGCGGAUGAGCGGUGAACUGCAAAAAUGGAAAAAAACAAAAACAAAACAACCACUAAAAAUCAGUUCGAGCGGAUUGUGCUGCUUCUGGAGCAAGAGCCGGACAUAGCAAAGGGUUUCUCCCGAGGAAAUUCCGGACCCUUCUGGGAUGAUCUGGCGGCAGAAGUCAAUAGUUUGGGACCGCCUAUUCGCGAUGGAAGUGGAUGGAAAAAGGUUUGGGCGGACUAUAAGUCCGGAUUAAAGCGAAAACUCGCUCACAACAAACGGGAGCAGAGGGCGACAGGUGGAGGACCCAAUAAAAUUAUCAAUUUGUCCGAGCUGGAGGAGCAGGCAGUUCUACUAACUGGGUUACUUGCGACCGUGGAAGGAAUCCCGGGUACCUCAUCUCAUGGAACACAGUUGGGUUCGCCUUCGGGUGAACCUCAAGCUGCAGACCAGGAAAAUUUUAUAUAUUAUGGUACUUCCGACGACGGUAUCAAUAAUACCAUUCACUUCCAGCCCUCUCAGCCGAAAAAAUCCAGACCUUCUACCACGAGGCUAUUAGAGCUGCAAGUCGAGCAACAAAACAAAUUUCACACCAAUGUGAAAUCCCUGUUAAAAAACACAAACAAGAAUUUGAGUGAUCUGGUUCAUUAUCAGCGCCAAUCAGCUCGAGCGAUUCUUUCCGUGGAUGCCACACUCAAAGAACAUCUGAGUGAACAAAAACGACAUAACCACGAGAUGGAGAAGAUCGCGCUGGAGAAAUCAAUAGUCAAGCGACAAAUCCUUGAAACGCAGAUUGCGUAUAUUUCAGAACAUUAGAAUAAUGUUUCAAAAUAUCAGUGAUCUGAUUUUUUAUCUUUAUAUUGUAACUCAAGUAUAAAAAAAUGAAAAGAGUUCUAAUCGUAUUUUUAUAUCUUUCCAUGGAAGAAAAAUCUUACUUAAUUUUUUCUUUGAAGUUUGUUUGGAAUAGCAUCAAAAUUAUAUAAACUUUUUUAAAAUUCACGAAUUUCGCCUAUAGUUUAUGGAACUUCCUUAACCCCUUCACGUACAACAUUGAACUUCACUCGUUGUUUCUCGAUGUGAAAUAAUUACAUAGCUUCAGGCAUAUGAUGAGGAUACCGACAACUGAAGAUUAUCAAAUUUCCGUUAUUUAAAAAAAAAAUUGAAUGAGCUAAAAAUAUAAAAUAUAAUU
Messenger RNA from Toxorhynchites rutilus septentrionalis, 1316 nucleotides. RefSeq lists its product as uncharacterized. Lineage: Eukaryota; Metazoa; Arthropoda; Insecta; Diptera; Culicidae. The transcript is spliced from 3 exons. The record is from RefSeq and is a predicted model, not a curated record. Gene Ontology annotation, cellular component: nucleus. The coding region runs from base 170 to 943 and encodes 257 amino acids.